AUGUGUGUACCGUUAGAGGGUGGUAUGACAAGGAGUGUACCGUUAGAGGGUGAUAUGACAAGGUGUGUACCGUUAGAGGGUGAUAUGGAAAGGUGUGUACCGUUAGAGGGUGAUAUGACAAGGAGUGUACCUUUAGAGGGUGAUAUGGAAAGGUGUGUACCGUUAGAGGGUGGUAUGACAAGGAGUGUACCGUUAGAGGGUGAUAUGACAAGGAGUGUACCGUUAGAGGGUGAUAUGACAAGGAGUGUACCGUUAGAGGGUGAUAUGACGAUGCGUGUACCGUUAGAGGGUGGUAUGACAAGCCGUGUACCGUUAGAGGGUGAUAUGGCAAGGCGUGUACCGUUAGAGGGUGAUAUGACAAGCCGUGUACCGUUAGAGGGUGAUAUGACAAGGAGUGUACCGUUAGAGGGUGAUAUGACAAUACGUGUACCGUUAGAGGGUGGUAUGACAAGGAGUGUACCGUUAGAGGGUGAUAUGACAAGGAGUGUACCGUUAGAGGGUGAUAUGACAAGCCGUGUACCGUUAGAGGGUGGUAUGACAAGGAGUGUACCGUUAGAGGGUGAUAUGACAAGGAGUGUACCGUUAGAGGGUGAUAUGACAAGGAGUGUACCGUUAGAGGGUGAUAUGACAAGCCGUGUACCGUUAGAGGGUGAUAUGACGAGGAGUGUACCGUUAGAGGGUGAUAUGACAAGGAGUGUACCGUUAGAGGGUGAUAUGACAAGGAGUGUACCGUUAGAGGGUGAUAUGACAAGCCGUGUACCGUUAGAGGGUGGUAUGACAAGGAGUGUACCGUUAGAGGGUGAUAUGACAAGGAGUGUACCGUUAGAGGGUGAUAUGACAAGGAGUGUACCGUAG
Molecule: messenger RNA, 855 nt
Organism: Pecten maximus
Lineage: Eukaryota; Metazoa; Mollusca; Bivalvia; Pectinida; Pectinidae
Exons: 1
Coding region: 1-855 (284 amino acids)
Source: RefSeq, a predicted model, not a curated record